Apodemus sylvaticus (European woodmouse) is the source of this 1915-nucleotide messenger RNA. Its product is annotated as putative methyltransferase-like protein 7A. NCBI's taxonomy places the organism in Eukaryota, Metazoa, Chordata, Mammalia, Rodentia, Muridae. Gene Ontology annotation, molecular function: S-adenosylmethionine-dependent methyltransferase activity. The transcript is spliced from 2 exons. The coding region runs from base 161 to 895 and encodes 244 amino acids. The record is from RefSeq and is a predicted model, not a curated record.
CGGCGAGUCAGGGCCCUACCGGACUCGGUGAUUUUGUUUUUUUCCGGCUCAGAGGGUGCCUCCUUCCUCCCUGAUUGGCCCUGGAGCUGGGCCAGGAGCCUGCGCCCUGCUUCUCCAGGAGACACUGGCAGCCCUGGCCCUUUCUCCUCUACUCGCAAAGAUGACGCUCGCCAUCCUGGCCCUGCGGCUGGUGGUGUGCACCCUGGCGCUUCCCAUGUUUUUGCUGAAUCUGCUAGGCGUGUGGAGCUGGGUUUGUAAAAAGUGCUUUCCCUACUUCCUGAAGCGGUUCACCGUGAUGUACAACGAGCAGAUGGCGAGCAGAAAGCGGGAGCUCUUCAGCAAUCUGCAGGAGUUUGCAGGCCCCUCUGGGAAGCUGUCCCUGCUGGAGGUGGGCUGUGGCACCGGGGCCAACUUCAAGUUCUAUCCCCCCGGGUGCAGGGUCACUUGUAUCGACCCCAACCCCAACUUUGAGAAGUUCUUGUUCAAGAGCGUCGCAGAGAACCAGCAGCUGCAGUUCGAGCGCUUUGUGGUGGCGGCCGGGGAGAACAUGCACCAGGUGGCCGAUGGCUCUGUGGAUGCGGUGGUCUGCACCCUGGUGCUGUGCUCAGUAAAGAACCAAGACAAGAUUCUGCGCGAGGUGUGCAGAGUGCUGCGGCCGGGAGGGGCCUUUUACUUCAUGGAGCAUGUGGCGGAUGAACCGUCCACCUGGAAUUACUUCUGGCAACAGGUCCUGGAUCCUGUCUGGUUCCUUGUUUUUGAUGGAUGCAAUCUGACGAGAAAGAGCUGGAAGGCCCUAGAGCGGGCCGGCUUCUCCAAGCUGAAGCUGCAGCACAUCCAGGCCCCAGUGUCCUGGACUUUGGUGCGGCCCCAUAUCUACGGCUAUGCCGUGAAAUAGGUUGAGGUGGUGGAGAUAUCUGCUCUGCCAGUUUGAGGCUUCUAUCUUACAUGUAAAAUUCCAACUGGGAGAGGGAAAAAUAAAUUUCAUCCCUACAGGUUUCUGUGUAGCCAUUUUCUAGAUUGUUUCCCAUCAAAUCAAAACCAAAUCAAAACAGCUUUGAACUCUCCCUCCAAAGGGACCAAAGGUCUCUUAGGCCUUUGAUAAGGAAGCAUUGGGGAAAACUUACAGCUAGCAAACCAAAUAAAAUAAUCCCAGUUGAGUGAAAAUCCAUGGUGGACUAACAGGAACACACCCUUCCCUCCUGAAUCCCAGUAAAAGGAAUCAGAAGGCACUCGCUAUCCCGGUCACUACUCUGCUUUUGCUGCCGCCUGUGCUCUGGCCAGUGGCUCUCUGUCCUUCGGCUCAGGGUUUUGUCAAUGCCUGCUGCACUGUCCUGCACACGGCAGCUUUUAUAAGUGCACCUGACACACCAGCAUCAUCACAGAACUGCACAGAACGGUUGGGAAUUCUUCGUUUAAUUUCCCAUCUUAUCUAGCACACACUUUGCUGAAUAUAAUUACCAUAGGCAGGGGAGGGCCACUACAGGUAGGGAAAUGGGUACAGUAUGUGGAGGACCCUAAAAGUAAUCCAUGAGAGAAGUCAGCAAGGACUAGGGAUUCUUCUGAUCAAAUAUCACUGGUCCCGAGUGGGUGUGGUGGCACAAUUUGAUCCCAGUACUCAGGAGGCAGAGGCAGAGGCAGGUGAAUCUCUGUGAGUACAACCUGAUCUAGUUCCAGGACAGCCAGGGCUACACAAAGAAGCCCUGUAUUGAAGAAAAAAAUUUUCCACUGGUCCUGAAAUGAAAUCAUGGAUGUCAUUGUGUCCAUACAGAGAGUAAGUCUAGGUGGACACAAGGGUUUCAGCUGCAUUUGUAUGCAUCUAAACAAAUGUAUAUUUUCCACGAUGAUUUUGCAGAAGUUCUGUUUUAAAUAUUAAUAAAUUCAUAUUCAUUUAAUAAACGAAAAUAAAUGGUUUCUA